AUGCAGGACGGCGUCGCACAAGGCGCAUGGGAUCCUCACUCGGCGGAUGCGUUCGCGUGCGGUGUGGACGCUGACGUCGUCGUGUUCGACGCGCGCACGGCGAGUCGCGCGCAGACGAUUGAAAAGGCGCACGCCCAGCAAACGCGCGACGUGCGAUACAACCCGAACAAACCGCACGAGAUGAUGUCGUGCGGCGACGACGGAUUGCUCAAGAUGUGGGACGCUCGCGCGCACGAGCGGCCGUUGAAAGUCGUCGCCGGGCACGAGCACUGGAUUUGGAACUGCGCGUACAAUCCCGUAUACGACGCUCUCACGCUCAGCGCCGGUUCCGACGGCACCGUGCGUCUGUGGUGCGAUGACGACGCGUUACCGAGCGACUCGCACAGCGCUUCACGCGCGGACGCUCGAAGCGGCAUUCGCGCCGUAUCCCGCCGCGUCGUCCGCGCCGACUCCGUUUCGGCGCGCGCGUGCGCGUGGAGCGCCGCCGACCCUUGGACGUACGCCGUCGUCACCGCCGACGGCGCCUUCACCGCGCUCGAAGUUCCGCGCGAGGAAAAAUAUAGAAUUCUCCUGUAA
Molecule: messenger RNA, 576 nt
Organism: Ostreococcus lucimarinus CCE9901
Lineage: Eukaryota; Viridiplantae; Chlorophyta; Mamiellophyceae; Mamiellales; Bathycoccaceae
Exons: 1
Coding region: 1-576 (191 amino acids)
Biological process (GO): protein ubiquitination
Molecular function (GO): protein binding
Source: RefSeq, a predicted model, not a curated record